This is a messenger RNA of Aspergillus steynii IBT 23096, 2460 nucleotides long. RefSeq names its product putative TBC domain protein. The coding region runs from base 1 to 2460 and encodes 819 amino acids. The record is from RefSeq and is a predicted model, not a curated record. The transcript has 2 exons. Lineage: Eukaryota; Fungi; Ascomycota; Eurotiomycetes; Eurotiales; Aspergillaceae.
AUGGCGGACUCGGGCGCAUCCCUCCACGCCGUUCCCUACGAAGAUACGACCCGAUCUGCCUCCGUACCCGGCCCGGGGGACCUGUCCCUGUGUCCCCAAAGUACUCGCACCACCACCGCCUCGUCCAAUGACCCGCCGCAGAAUGGAACCCGAGAUUCGAGGAGCAGGGCGGUGCCGUCCGAGCAUACACGCUCCGUGGUGAGUUUGCGCUCGCUGCGAAGUGUCCCCAGCAUUGUGGUCAACGAUGCGGGAUCGCGGCCCAGCUCUCGUCCGGGGUCGCGUCCGGGGUCUCGACCCGGCUCUCGAUGGUCGGAGCGCAAAUGGGGUGGGCUGAGGAGUCGGAAAUCAGCCGAGCUCGAGAGACAGUCCGACGACUCACCGCCUCCCGUGCCUCAGAUCGAAGCUCCUUUCAAUGGAAUCGCAUUGGAUAUCCCGGCGCCCUCUCUGGACGGACUCGGCCCGCAGUCGAUGAGAUUCUCCAAGCGCGGGAGCUUGAUUACUGAGGAGGAACGGCAGAAACUCCAGCGCCAGAUUCACGAGCAGGAAAUGCGCCAGAAGGAGGGACGACCCUCGACCGAAGUCCGAGGCCCGGAGAAAGAACGCCCGCAGCUGCAGCAGCAGCAGCCACCACCAGAAACGGAACCACCGCCUUUACCUCCCGUUCCGCCGGAGGAAAAUGACUCGGAGCCAGAGAUUUCGGAAAUGCCACCUAGGCGUCCGAAACCCCCUUCGUCACUUCGUGUCCGGCAAAGCGCCAUCGCAAACAGAGCCAUCUCGGCCGAUGAAGACAUGUUGUCCCGUCGCGUCAGGUUGAUGUAUGAGAAGGGAGACGACAAUGUGUCGGACACCGAGGUGGCUAAAUCGCUGGCCAUGGAGAACGGGGUGCUCUGGGAAGAAGCCGGCGCAGCCAGCACGGAUACGUCUCGUCUUUCGGGGCCUAGCAUGUCUGGUGCCGAAACCAGGAGCAUCGUGUCCUCGGUUGGGCCCGAGAAUCCAGCCAACAUCAAGAGAGAGGCCCACGAGCUAGCGGGCGGGAUUGAAUAUUGGCAAGACAUCAAAGCCGGGGAUGUGGACCGAUACGGCUUCAUUCGUUCCCCGACCUCCAAUUCCAACGAGGGCAUCGAGCCCACUCCGAUUCAACGAGUCUCUACCAGUCUACUUCUUGCUUCGACCACUCCACGGCGGAAACUUUCGAUCCGGCCGCCGUCUACAUUGAGCAGUAACCGCGCCCUGAUGAUUACCGGCCGGUCGCCUUCACGGAAGAUCUCGGAGCCAUCCAUUCGUCCGUCAUCGUCGCAGAGCACGUAUAGCGCACCGCUACGACGGUCGACGUCGCGAUUUCGGCAGGCUGCCAAUUUCCUCCCCCACAAUCGCGAUCGCCGAUUCAAAGACGAAGCAGGCGACAUGCUGACGCUUCCCACCGACACGACUCCCAAGGGCAAAGCCGAGACGGCUGCUGCGCGUGCUGCGAGGAAGAAAGAAUGGGAGCGAGAAGACAAGUGGACCAAAAUGGCCAAGCCAGUGCGGCGGGGGACCCAUGGGGGCGGCAUGUCGUUUGAGUUCGACACGCAGAGCUCCAAACUCAUUGAACGCACAUGGAAGGGAAUCCCGGACCGCUGGCGCGCCAGUGCCUGGUACGCCUUUCUCGAGGCGAGCGCCAAAAAACACAGCGACAGCCCCGGGGUAGAGGAACUCAUCGAGGCGUUCAAUGAUUACCAGCUCGUCUCGUCCCCGGACGACGUGCAGAUCGACAUCGACGUCCCGCGAACCAUCACGAGCCACAUCAUGUUUCGCCGUCGGUAUCGCGGUGGGCAGCGGUUGCUGUUCCGGGUGCUGCAUGCCAUGUCUCUCUACUUUCCCGACACGGGCUACGUUCAGGGUAUGGCGGCACUUGCUGCGACGCUCCUUGCUUACUACGACGAGGAGCAUGCGUUCAUCAUGCUUGUGCGGCUAUGGCAAUUGCGCGGAUUGGAACACUUGUACCGGUCGGGAUUCGCGGGUCUCAUGGAGGCACUUGGGGAUUUCGAGCGGGAGUGGUUAGGAAAGGGAGAAGUCGCCGCCAAGUUGGAAGAACUAGGCAUUCCACCAACAGCAUACGGCACCCGAUGGUACCUCACGUUAUUCAAUUAUUCGAUUCCAUUCCCGGCCCAACUCCGCGUGUGGGACGUCUUCAUGCUUCUGGGCGAUGCGGAAGAGCCAAAUGCUCCCCCUGCUCCCCUUGGCAAGGAGCCGAGCCCCGACGACACCACCACGGGGAUCUUUGGAAAGGGGCUGGAUGUCCUCCACGCCAGUUCGGCAGCCCUCAUCGACGGCAUGCGCGAGAUUGUUCUUGAAUCGGACUUCGAGAACGGCAUGAAAGUUCUCACCAGCUGGGUUCCUAUCAAGGACGUGGAGCUCUUCAUGCGCGUCGCGAAAGCAGAAUGGAAGGUCCACCGUCGGAAGAAAACAGCCCAAGGUUGA